This is a messenger RNA of Symbiodinium necroappetens, 4849 nucleotides long. NCBI's taxonomy places the organism in Eukaryota, Dinophyceae, Suessiales, Symbiodiniaceae. The record is from the annotation of a GenBank genome assembly.
GUCGGGGUUGGAAGGCCGAGAUCUUUUGAAGAUUCUUCCAAAGCCGGACGCCUUCAAGUGUGACAAGGCUGAUGAUGAGCACAGCAAGUGGCAUGCCUGGUGGUGGACAUUUCGCCAGUAUCUUGUUGCAGUUGAUCCAAGCUUUGAUGGAGAGAUUGCCACUGUAGAGCGUUCCCUGAACACGCCUGUUGUGAUCAUGAGUGCAGAGCAGCAGGCCCGGAGCUUUCAGCUGUAUGCCUUGUUGAGCGCCCUUAUCAAGGGGCGAGCCUUCCAGACAGUCAAGCAGAUCAGUGGUCAGCAGGGCUAUGAGGCCUUGCGCAUGCUCUUGCUUCAGUAUCAGCCAGCGUCCAGAGUGAGAUCUUUGGGCAUCUUGAGUGCCCUCACGCAGAUAAAAGGGUUCAAUUCUAAGGAGCCCUACCUUCCCCAGAUAUUGGAGCUUGAGCGAGCGUUUGAACAGUAUGCCAUCGCAAGUGGAGAGGAUGUGCAAUCUUCUUUGAAAAGUGCCCUCCUCUUGCGAUCCCUGUCAGGAGUCAUGAGGCAGCACAUCUGCGCCGCGCUGCCCGAGGAUGCCUCGUAUAGUGUGUUGAGAGAAGCAGUGCUGCGUUAUGAGCGUGUGCAGUUCAAGUGGGGUGUCAACAAUGUGUUUGCGCAAGACAGUGUGCUGCUUGGCCAUCGGCAGCAUCAUGAUGAGAGCACUCCCAUGGAGAUAGACAGGGUUGGCAAUGUUGGCAAGGGUAAGUAUGGCAAGCCAGGUCACGGCAAAGGCAACAAGGGGAAGGUGGAAAGGGAAAAGGAGGAGGAAAGGGUCGACUUGACCCUGAUGUCUGUGGAAACUGUGGUCGCCGUGGUGGCCGAUGAUGGACAGCAGUCGCAGGCGGUGAAUCGUGUCUAUGCGAGUGUUGCUGAGAGUGAUGAAGAGAUAGAUUUGACUGUGUUUUCGUGCGCAGGUCCCGUGCAAGUGCAAUCAGGUCCCGUGCAAGUGCAAUCAGGUGUUGAAGUUGAUGAGGUUACAGAAGUGGUGCUGGACUCAGGUUAUGCCGCAGAUGUUAGUCAGCCAGCCAGCUUCUCCGAUGCACAAGGAAACCCGUUGAAGGCGUAUGGUUGGCGCUAUGCACAGGUUGUCCUGGACAACGGUGUGACUUUUCGCGAAAGGUUUCUGGUGACUGACGUGACGUCACCUCUGCUGGCAUGCGGGAAGCUUUACAAGGCUGGCUGGAGUGUGCAACACAUGAACAAUGAGCUAGUGCUCACCAAGGGUUCCCGUCGUGUGCCGGUGCGGUUCAGGCACAAUAGCUUGGUGGUUGAAGGCAGCAUUCGAGCUGUGAUGAGCAAACCAGAGGCAUGCAGAGUGCGAGUCGUUUCCUUGUCGCCCGUGCUUGAAAGGAUGGUGGAAAACAGUACGGAGUUCUUCGAGGAGCUCAUCCCUGGAGUGUAUGGACUCAAGUGCGAGUCCAAUGCAUACCUUGAUGUAGGGCUGUACCUUCCUAGGGAAGGAAUGCAGUAUCGCACCACACUCGUGUGCGUGAACAAGGCCAACAGCCUCUGGGAGUUGUGCGAGAUGUGCCAAAGCAUAGCAACAUUGGAUGUGUUGGAUGAGCAGUUUGAAGAUGGUGCUGAGCGCACCAUGUUGACAAUUGCCUCUAGAGAAGUGCUGUCGCCUGAGCAGUUGGGAAUCAUCAUGCCUGAGGCUGCUGGCGAUGGUGCUGCAGCAGUGGUGCCUGCCGGCACGCCCGAAGGCCAGGCAGACUCUGACAUGCCGGGCACCCCUGACCUUGAAGCUUUGUUCGCAAGUGAUGAUGACAAGGGAAAGCAGCGUCAUGAUGAUAAGGAUGUGCCCAUGCUUGAGCAGGCAGCUCUUGAGGCAAGCGCCAGGGAUGAUGAUGAAACAGCAGGUGAUUUUGUUGAAGUGAAUGGUGUGCGCAUUGAUGCUGAUUCUGCGCUAAGUGUCAUGCGCAAAGCUUGUGAGUACCUCAACAUAGGCCGGUCAGGUGGCAAAGCCAAGGUGUACAAGCGUUUGUGCCAGCACCUGAAGCAGAUGCAGCUUGCUGAAAGUGUGCGGCUUAAGCAAGCCAAGGCACAGGCUGAGGAGCGUGAGCCCCGUGAAGUUCCUCUUGUGCGUGAGCCCACGCAGCAUGAAAGGUUGAAGCACUGUUUGACCCACUCGCCCUAUCAGCCGUGGUGCGAGUUCUGUGUGAUGCACAAAGCAAGGAGUGACAAGGCUGUGACGGCCAUCGAACCCAAGCGUUCGGUGUCAGUGCUUUCGUUUGAUUACGGGUUUACGGGCCGAGAGCUUGAUCCAGAGAACAAACUUAUCACGUUGUGCGUCAAGGACCGUGACAGUGGAUGGAGGGAGUCAAUCCCGACCAAGCGCAAAGGAGGACCAGAGAGUCUUCGCUACUUGACAGGUGAGAUCGUCCGCCUGUGCAAUGUUCUUGGUUACAAUGAUGUGACGAUCCGCUCCGACCCGGAGCCCAGCUGCCGAAGCCUUCAAAAUGAGAUCCAGAAAGCUCGUGGCCGACUUGGGCAGAGAACGAGGCUUGAACAGUCUGGAGAGGAGGAAAAGUCCUCUAACGGAGCCGCCGAGGAGGCGGUGGCCGCCACGCGCCAGCAGUCUUGUGUGCUACUGAGUGCGUACGAGCACCAUACAGGCAAGAAGGUGGGAAGCCAGCAUCCGCUCCACGCGUGGGCGGUGCGUCAUGGCAGUUGGAUCCUCAACAGAUACUGUGUGUCGCGUGACCAGCAGACGCCUUUCGAAAUCACUUUUCAGACAGCUAUGACGAACAAGCCUGUGAAGGGCUCUGCCAAAUGGGUGCGGUCAAUGUGGCUGGGAAAGGCAAAUGCGAGUGAUGGACACUUAGUUGUCACUGCUGGAGGCAAGCUUUUGAUCACAAGAAUGCGCAAGCAAAGGGAGCCCAAGGCAGUUGAGGCGGAGGCAGGUCCUGAGGCUGAUGAGGUUGGUGUGCUCGGGCCUGUGAGCCCACUGCUACGUGCCGGUGACGAGGCCGGCUCCGAUCCCGAGAGCAGCUCUCCCAGUGCAGACGUGCCGCCGAGUGGGGACGCAAAGGAUGAUGAUAAGAGCGGUGCACACAGCAGCGACGAUGCCAAAUCAAGUGCCAGUGCCCCUACGCCAACCGCUGAUGCACAUGUGGAGCCGAUGCAAGAUGUCGAAUCUGCGAGUGCUGAGCCUUCGGUGCCCAUCGCAGGCGGGGAUGGCGGGGACACUGAGUCCGCUACUCCUGUUGAGCGUCCAGCUAAGGCGGCAAGGCUGCAAGCUGUUGCACAGAACGACCUCUACCACAAUGAUGCACCUAUUGAGUUUGAUUUUCAGAAUGGGGAGCUCGAUGACUUUGAGGGAUAUGAUUAUGGUUUAGAUGAUUACUACUUCAGUGAGGAGCCUGACCUUGCUGAUGGACCACCGGAUGAGCUGUGGCGACCUUUCACCCCAGCUGAGCCAGAGCUGACAGAGGAUGAACUGUUCAAGGUUGACAGUGCUGCGGAUGACUUUGAAAUUCGAAGGUUGCUGGAGAUGAAUGUGCUUGAAGCCAUGACCGCGUCAGCAGCAGAGCAAGCUCAGCAAGAAGGUUCCAGACUUUUGUCUACUAAGUUUGUCCGCAGUUGGCGGAUCAAGAUGCGCAAGCUUGACAAUGGGCGUGAGGAGCAGCAAUACUUGAGAAGAUCACGGUUUGUCGGCCGUGAGUAUGCCUGGUUAGACAAGGACAGAACUGAGUUGUUUGCUCCAGCUUCAAGCAGCCUACUGACAAGACUACUCCCCAGUGUUUUUAUGCGCAACAAAGACAACAACCAUGCCUGUUGCGUCCUCGACGUAGCAGACGCUUUUCUUACCGUCGACCAGCGUAUCCCUACAAUUGUUCGUGCAAACUUGGGCAGCGGACAUGAAGAGCAAUAUGUGCAGCACUUUCGUCUGGUGAAACUUUUACCUGGCCAGCGUGAUGGCACAGUUCGCUGGCACGAGGCAUUCGCCGAAUUCCUCGACGGCAAGCUUGGUCUGGAGCCUUAUGUGCCAUGCCCUGCCCUUUUCAGGCUAAAGCAAGUUGAUGUGUCAGGACUCCUUCACGUGGAUGACCUUUUCAGUGAAGGAGCGCGCCCAGGACUUGAGACAAUGGUUGCUUGUGUCAAGGAGAAGUACAAGGGCACCGUGAGUUGGCUGUGUGCACAUGGGGAUGAAGUUGGUUUCCUCAAGAAGAGCUACAAGCUGGUGAGAGAUGAUUUGCUGAUCAUCCAACCUCACCCUCGCCAUGUUGAGCGUUUGGUUGAGAUGUUCGGUUUGGGGCGCAGUGCGCCCAAGGCCAGCCCCAUGCCAACAACAGUGCCGUUGGAUGAUGUCGAGUUGGACAGCGAGCGCAGCACACUGUUCAGGACCGCCGUGGGCAUUUUGCUCCACUUGCAGGCCGAUGUGGUGGAGGCCCAGUUUGGAAUCAGAUGGCUAGCUCAACAUAUGAGCCGGCCUACUGCUGGGGCACUUCGGGUGCUCCGACACAUGAUCCUGUACCUGAAAGGGACGAGCAGCUAUGGCAUUGGAUUUCCUGUGCCCACUCGUGGUGUUGGGAUAACUGUGCAAAGCAAGUCUGGACUGGAUGUGCUGGAGACUCACACGGAUGCUGAUUGGGCCGGGGACCGCGAGCAUCGCCGAUCGGUUUCUGGCUGCGUGAUUACCCUGAAUGGGCACAUGCUCAGCAGCAGCAGCAGCAGGACACAGAAUACUAUAGCGCUCAGUUCCGGGGAGUCUGAGUAUGCAAGUGCGGUUUCGGGGACAUGUGAUCAAGUGUUCAUCCGGAAUGCUGCUGAGUUUGUGAUGCGAAGCAAGGUGGAAUCGCAAUCUGUUGCUUGA